Seminavis robusta is the source of this 4509-nucleotide messenger RNA. Lineage: Eukaryota; Bacillariophyta; Bacillariophyceae; Naviculales; Naviculaceae. The record is from the annotation of a GenBank genome assembly.
UCAUCGCGUCAGUCAAGUCACCGUUUCUUGCUCCUAAGUGAGGUAGGGUUAGAGUUUAAGUUUAUAUUCAUCUUCAUCUCUGAAGAAUGAGGUUUCUAGUUUUUUCCCUCUCGAGGCUGGCGUCGGGUUCUCCUAAACAGGACUAGAAAGCAGGUCUCAAGGACAUAAAAGACUUCAUUUGACGACAUCGACGAAUAAAUCUUUUGGGCACCCCUGAAGCCAGGCGAGCAUCAAGAAAAGUUGGUCCGUUCCAAGGAGGGCCGGCCUGCAAUCCACCCUUUGGUCGGGGUGUUGGAAUGACUGCAAAGAAGACUCAACCCUCGGUGCUGGUGCCGGUGCCACUGGAGCUGUUUGUUCAUGCUGCAAUUGACAGCGACGCCUUCUACACCUCUCAGGCUGCUUCUUUUACUGUCAGUACGACGGUGACCAACAGUCAGUCUCUGCCUUGGUUACUGCUUGUUGUGGCACAGAAGUGUUGCGCUGUCUUUGAUAGAGAGUCCUUUGGUUGGACGUACUAGUAGUCGUCGCUCCGUUGGCUGCCGGUGCCGUCGCUUCUCUUGGUGCUGGUACCGCAAGAGACGACAAGCUGCAUUGGCACCCAAGUGGGAAAGAGAAGGACGACUCGACUUUAGUCAGGCAUUGUUAUUCUAUUCAGCCUCUGUGCAACCGCGACAACCUACGCAGAAACGAUCGAGCAAACCAGUUCAAUCCAUUGGAAUUUCCGAUCGAGCUAGACAGCUAGGUGCCGAGUGACAAAAAGCUCUUGACCACAACAAACACACAUUCGCAAUGGAGGAACUGCAAGAUGCCAUCGAGGACGCCCAAUAUGUCAACGCCAUUUCGACACAGGAAGACGGUCCGCGGCCGGUUCUUCCUUGGGAGAUCCCGACAGAGGAGCAACUAGCCGAAUGGGAAACGAAAUGCAAAGAACAGAGCGACGGAGCCAGUGGACGCUACGGGGAGCCGCUUUCCUUUGAAUGGUACCUGUCGUCUGCUGUUGGGUUCUUCCACUUCUCGUCCUUUGUCAAAAGCGAAAAGGAUGACUACGUACGCAUCAACUUUGUAGAGGAAGUCCUGCGGUUUCAAAAGUCGAGAGGUAAAACACGGGUCGAGAAGGCAAGGUUCAUACUCUCAAACUACCUGCAAUCACCCAAACGCAACUUUGACAAUGGAGAGCCCGAAUUGCCGCCCAGAACGGAGAUUGAAGAGCUUGAUCUCGAUAGAAAACCGUCCAAAUUGGGAAUGACGAGCGAGGAAUUCCAAACGCUCUGCAAUCAGAGUAUAGACUCUGAAAACCUCUUUUGCUGCGUUGGCCUUAAAGGCGCUGUGAGAGACGAACUCAUCACAUCGGUGCAGUCCGGACUAGACAGAGCAGAAUCCAUCCAAAAGGCAGAGUCAGUACCGACCUUACCCGCUGGAGAUGACCCUGCCAGGCAACGACCCUCGGUAGAAGGGGGCGGCAAGUCAGAACCCUUGCAACCGACUUCUAUUUCCAGCGAGUCCAUGCGAGACUUGACCAGACGGCUACGGACCGAUGCUGCGGGGGAUAUGCCCUCUGAUAUAUUCAACAAAGCCGAGGCUGUAGUCUUUGAGGCCCUACGGAGACAAUACUAUGAGGCUUUCAAAGAGUCCAUCUGGUAUACCAAGCUGAGAAACUUUAUUUGGUUCCAAGAUAGACGGGUAGUACCAGAGGACUUCUUUGUCAUGAGAGUGUUGGGUCGAGGAGGAUUUGGACUCGUCACGGCUUGUAAAAAGGGAACUUCUGGGCAACUCUAUGCCAUGAAAGUGAUGAACAAAAAACGCAUCAAAAUGAAAAAGUCGGAACAGUUAGCACUGAACGAACGGAAAGCACUGGCGGCCGUGGAAUCACGGUUUGUUGUCAACUUGAAGUACUCAUUCCAUUCAAAGGACGACGUGUUCCUGAUUCUCGAUCUUAUGACUGGAGGUGACUUGGGUUACCAUCUACAUCAAAAAGGAAAGUUCCACAAAAGAGAGUGCCUUUACUAUGCAGCGCGUAUCAUGCUCGGACUGCAGGCGCUCCAUGACCAACAAUACGUGUACAGAGAUCUCAAACCGGAGAACUGUUUGUUGGCAGAAGACGGGAGAGUCAAGAUUACGGAUCUUGGGCUUGCCACAAAAAUCACACCAACGCUCCACGGCGCUGCCGGAACAAGAGGUUACUGGGCGCCGGAAAUGUUAAAACGUGACAAGAACGGAAGAAGAAUGCCAUACGGGCAUGCUGUGGAUUGGUUUAGCUUUGGUUGUUGUGUGGCCGAGUUUAUUUCGGGCUCGAAUCCGUUCCGAUCAGAGGCAGCACUCAACUUUGGCCUCGAGCGUGGCAAACAAACCAAGGAAAAAGCCAUUGAUUGUGCAACACAGGAGAUGGAUCCUGAGUUCAACCCCGAAAAGUUCGAUCCCGAAGCCGCGGAUCUUUGCAAACGGCUACUUGACAAAAACCACAGAACCAGAUUAGGCGCGAACGGGUGCGAGGAGAUCAUGGCGCAUCCGUGGUUCAGGAGAGUCAAGUGGGAGGAAAUAAUAUCAGAUAAGAAAAAGCCUCCGUACACGCCACCAAAGGACGUCAACGCGGCCCCACAAAGCGAGAUCGGGACAUUCACGGAGGACAAGGCCCUCCAGGAAAUUGUAAUUGAUGAAAGGGACGAAGAAGUGUACAAAAGCUGGGACUGGACGAACCCCAGAGCGUUCGCUGCGGAAGUGAUUGAGUUUUUGAUUUACGAGAGAACGACCGGUGAGCCGCUUCUCCCGAUCGCUCAGAACGCUUCUUGUUGCUGCAAUGUUUUGUAGUUGCCGGCCAACCCAGACCAAUCGAAUGUUCUACUCCGUCAAGUUUGAUAGUUUUCAUCAUAUGCCCCAGGGUAAGAUACUUUCGGGGCAGCCCUUCAAGAAUUUGCUGGUCGAAACCGCAGCCUUCGCAGCGGCCCCUUACAACUACGGUACGGUAUGAUACUGACGAGGAUUGACAAAAUUGAUGGCGGCUCGUUAACGCCAUUGAGACCAGAGAUCGGAAAAGCUUCACUGCUUGGUAGAAACGACAACGUCGUGUGUUUCAGGGUUUUAAGUUGAUUUGAUGGCAACUUCCGAGUCGUUGGGUGCACGUCGACCCUCGUAGCCCUGAUAAUCGUACUAGCUAUCUGACUGCUGUUUUCUACUACUCAAGCUUGCUCGACGGUUGCCCAUCGUGGAAACCAAUUAGUCGAGUCUGUUGCAGUACCGGUACCGUACGGUAGAGCCCGAGGAUUGCGGAGAGGGCAAAUCGGUGAGGACCUAACUAGCACAUGUACCGGUACCAGUAGAUCUUUUCAGAGAAAACUGCUUUCAUUACUUUUUCUUUUUAGACUUCUUCUGCUUUCCAGGCUCGAGCCCCAACUCUUUCAACCUGGCCAAUACUGGUUCCAGAUCUGUGUACCGCUUCUGUGCCAACUGGAAACCCUCUCGCUUCAGUUGCUUUUUGGAUGGUUCUUCAGUUUCGCCUGCUUGUUUCAAAGCCUCCAAGGCUUCAUCGUUCCAAUUGCUCUUGGUUCGAGCGUAGAAAUCAGCCAAGGCUUCUCCGUCUUGUGGGGUCCGAAGAGGAUUGCCGAGAUCGUGCUCAGCGGUGAGAUUGGCGAGUUCUUCACUCUGUCCCGCAACGCUGCCUGAUUUCUCUUCUUCUUCGUCCUCGGAAUCAUCUUCGUCAUCGUCGUCACCAUCUCCCCCGGUGCUGAUGUAGCUAUCAUCGUCAUCAUGGACAGCACCCCGCCAUACUUGCUUGUGCAUUGUCCCAGGCCAAAGACAGUUCCACUGGUUUCGUUUUCGCAAAUCGAGACUCCACAUGUCAUCGAGCGUAACUUCCCGAUCCCCAAUCUCCACCAAACCUCCAUAGAUAAAGAGGGUGUUUCGGUUGAUAAUUGCGCCGCACUUGAUUCUUGGCAAUGGUUCGUCACGCGGCAUUGCUUCUGGAGUCUUGGUCUCUGGAUCCAGCCGCAUCACGGAAGAUGACGUGAUGGUUGUUGCUCUGCCCACAGCAGGCCCACCUGCAUUCUUUUUGGAUGGUCUUUUGGCAGCAGGCUUUUCCUCUUCGUCGCUAUCUUCCUCUUUUUCUUCUUCUUUGGUUUCCUCCUCUUCUUCCUCCUCUUUUUCUUCGUCGUCACUGACAACCUUUUUGUUGUUGUUAUCCUUGUCGAAACGUUCGUAGACGAUAUUCCCCGAUCCAUCGACAAAGGCAAACAUGUUCUCACGAAGUUGAUCAAUGUUCCAACCAGUUGGUUGAGGAUUGUCAUCAUUGCCAUCAUCCUCGUCCAUGUCCAGAUCCAUGUUGUCAUCAUCAUCGUCUUCUUCAUCAUCCUUUUCCUCUUGGAUGAUUGCAGCGGGAAUCUCUUGUUGUUGCUGUUGCUGUUGGGCAUCGGCAGCCUUUUGUUGCUUUCUCACUUUGAGUGGGAACCAUCUUGGCUUGGGAUCGACAUCCAGACAAAAGAGAUCAUUGAAAAAUACCGAGUCGACUUUGUGAUGCAU